Molecule: messenger RNA, 5745 nt
Organism: Ooceraea biroi (clonal raider ant)
Lineage: Eukaryota; Metazoa; Arthropoda; Insecta; Hymenoptera; Formicidae
Product: 28S ribosomal protein S9, mitochondrial
Biological process (GO): monoatomic ion transmembrane transport; translation
Cellular component (GO): ribosome; mitochondrial small ribosomal subunit; membrane
Molecular function (GO): protein binding; RNA binding; monoatomic ion channel activity
Source: RefSeq, a predicted model, not a curated record
UACAAAAUAUUUUAAAUAUUUAAUAUGUAUUUUCUAUCGUAAUUUAAAGUAACGUUGGGAACUGUGUGAUAUAGAUGCUAAUGUUCGUAUACAGAGAUUUUAGAAACAACAGAAUAGUCUUUAAUCUGUUUAUUGUCUAAAUCUUCUUAAAUAAUUUCAUAAAUUUUUAUGAGAUAUAUUGUUCUUAGAUUGAAAAAAGAUUUUUUUAACUCAUCAUUUAUGUGUAAUCAAUCAUACUAUAUAUCGUUUAUUGGCAUAAUUCGUUUAAUGGCAUCACGUUUAUAUGUAUCAGUAUCAUUUACAGUUUUAUAUGAAUCCUAUUUUUUAAUACUUUAUAUUAUAAUUGUAUAUAUAGAUUUUCGAAGUGACAAGAUUUUGUAAGCGUUUCCUAUUUUUAAAUUUUAAAUGUAUUUAAAUAUAAUUAUUUAAGUCUAAACAAGUCUAAACGAGUAAUAAGUUAUCACAUUUCUGCAAAUAUUUCAUCAGGAUAUGGAUAUUUUUGAAUGCAUGAAUAAAUGUUUUUUUUAUGAAUAAAUUUAAACUUUGUCUCGAAAACGUCAAGUUUCACUGAUGUUUUCAACAAAGUCGAAGGAUAUGAACAACGUUAACGGCCCACGUGCAUUUUCACAAAUAGUCAAAACCGGUUUAUUCUGCAUACAUCCUUGUCCGUUAAAAGUUCAACUUUCUCAGAAUAGAAACGCGCUGAUGAAAUAAAACGAGGACAUCGAAUUAUAGAGUUUCAAAAAUCUAGUGGACUACAAUUCUAGAGGCAAAUAUUGUUUUGUGCUACCAAUGCUGUCUUAUUUAACAUUUUGGAAUUCUCCAAACAGCUGAAAAACAGAAAUUAUUUAAGAAAAUGCAUUAUGUAAUCUAUCACAUCAUGAAAUCAAAAGAUUCUCAGUCUCAAUAAAAUUAGUGCAAGGUAAAAUUUGAAUAACAUUUCUAGUAUAUCAGUAUUAAAUGUAUGCAUCUUUUCGUAAUACGUUUUCCACUUGUUUAUGUAUUUGAUAUAAUUAUUUCAAGAGAGCAACUCGGAGAUUUUGUAAAUGUACUUAAAACGAAUACGAAGUUAGGAAUUAUGUAAAAGUGUUCUAGCAUUCACGAUCACGUAGUAGUAAUGAUAGGUAGUCGACCAAAUAUAUGCAAUUUGGAUUCAAGACGCUCAGGCACAGAUCUAGCUAUGAAGGAAAGAAACGAAUGAUAUUCUACAAUAUAAAAAUCAAGAAUAUCAAAUAUAAGAUAUAAAAAAAGACAAUGAACAGAACUAUAUAGGAUCAAUAGUAACGACUGAUGAUUAAUCAAAUAUAAUUUUAUAUAUUAUUCUUAUAAUGAGUAUUAUAGCUAUUUGUAAUUUACAACAAUUAGGUAUCUGGUCCUUUCUAUAGGUAGAAUCUGGAAAGGUGAAAGAUUGCAUGAUCUCGGAAUGCUCUAGUAUUAUUUUUCAGCAUUAUUAUUUUCGUUCAGAUUAAUUUAGAAUUUGACUGACCAAUUCGUUCACAUUGGGAUACACAAGAAAUAGAUCUCGACAUUGAUGUGUAUGUCAUGUUUAUGUAUCUGGUUCGUCACGUUUUUCUGCCCCUCUGCUCGUGAAUUCCUCUUCGUAUGUAAUCAGCCAACCGACAGAGACGUACGUUAUGCAGUAGGUGUACCGCGAUCAUACAAACCGGUUAAAUCCGUCUGAAUGCUCACGGAACUGUCGACCGAGCAUUUAAUAAUGAUAGACAUCUUGAGCUGACAUAUCUUUUUAUUGUUACAAAAGUGGCUGAAAUUCUUUUCGGCUUGGUUUUGCAUUUUAAAAUUAAAAUUCGAUUUUUCUUGGUCAGUUUCUGAACUUUUAUAAAUAUGUGCUUUAAAAAAUAACGAUACUAAACGAAAAGUUAAAGUGACAUCCAUAUGAAGCUGAUAGUGACAUAAAAAAGAAAAAUAGAAUAAAUGAAAAGAAAAUAUGGUGUUAGUGAAAAAUAUAAAAUUAUAGCGAUAUUUUAUAAAUCACUUAAACUUUCAAUGUGUACAUAAUUAGUAAAGUGUCACAGCUGAAAAUAUUUAAUAAUACUAUAAUUAUCAUUAAUCAGUUAAUAUUGAGAUGCUAAUGUUGAAUCUUUAGUAACAUAUGAGAAAGAAUAAUAUCAGUAGUGCGUAUUAUAUUAAAAAGAAGAGAAAGAAAUUGUCGCUAUUCGGUAAUACAUUCUUGUAUUGAUAAUAAAUGUUCGAGUUUGUUGAAUAUAACAUGUUUAGAGCGAUAUGAGAUUGAAGAAAACAAGUUUACCUGUUACUAAUUUUAUUAUUUGCGUAAGUCUCGUAAGGCAUCAUUUAAAUAGUAUCGAAUGAUUGCAAGUCAUCAAAUUAGUUCAAAAAGUUGCUGCUAGCAUCUAAGUGACUCGAUUCGAGCUGUGAUUCCUAAUGAUAAAAAUUCUCUAUUAAAAUAGUACAAAUAAUUUGUGAAUGUGAUAAUUGAAGAAAAGAGAAAGGAGAGAGAAAGAGCUAGAGCGAGAGAGAAAGCAUUGAAUAGGAGCCAGAAUAGGAACAAAUGGAGACGUAAUUACUAUAAUUGAAAUGUUUCUUACACGAGAUGUUAUAAAACGAUAGAAUAUUUAGUCAUUUAGUCCAAUUUAGUCCAAUCAUUAUUGCAGCACUUACGUUAUAAAGUAGAUAUUAAGUACAAACGACAAAACGGUUAUAAGAGAUGAUUCAAACAAGAUAAAAUGUAAAAUAGAAACCUUGUAUUACAAGUAUGCGGAAAAAACUCAAGCUGAGAAAAACGCACAUAAGAAACGUGGAAAUUAUUUAAUCACAAAUGCUUCAAGCAAAGUAAAACUUAAUUAAAAAAAACUAUUCGCGUAAAAAUUCUCGUAAACUUGAAGAGACAAGAGAAGGAGAUUGUUUUAUAAAUUCCUAAUUAUAAAAUAAAUCUUAAUUCGAGCGAAUAUGUAUGAAAAAGAGCAAGAUUCGUUAGAGAAAGGAGAUGCUGCAGCGAAGGACCUCGAGAUGAGCACUCUGAAGAUACCGAUUAUUCUGAACGAAGGCAGACAACAUCCCUGUACCAGCAGCUUCAACGCUCGUCACAAGGAUCCACUUUCCGUAAGGCUAGCUUCUACCUACAGAUCCUUACGAUGCCCGGCAGAAAACUAUCCGCAAGAAGUCACAAUCAAUGAUGGAAUCAUACUAGAGUCUGAUAGCGACCGGAUUGAGAUCGAUGCAGGCGAAUCGCCGCCAGCCGACGAGUCUCUUUUCUUCGACAAUCUGGAAUGUUGGAAGAACCACUAUGUGAAUGGUGCCAAGCUGAGGUCGGCUAUAUGGUCCAUCAUCGAACCUGUGGAGAAGAAGCUGUUAUUGUACAUGGAGAAAACCGGCAGGUUGCCGAACGCGUGCAACAGCGAGAGAUUACGAAACGUCGCAUACAUCUGGGCGUCCUAUCGUGGUAUGCUACAUCUUCUCCCGAAACUGGAGAAGGUUGGCGCACGCUACGACUACGUCGAGCCGCGCACCGGCAUGAACGCCAUCCUGGUCGCCUCACUGGGCGAUAAGGCGGCCUGCGUGGAAUAUCUGAUCAGGAAGGGCGCCGACGUGAACUAUGAGAGUCUGUUCACCCGUUACACCCCGCUUCAUUUCGCGGCUCUCGGCAACAGCUGGCACGCCGCGGCGACGUUACUGGACCACGGUGCCAAGCUUAACUACGUCUGCCAGGAGAUAGUCGAGCCGAUUUUGCAUAGUGCUGUUCGCGCAAAGGCGGUGGAGACGAUAAGGCUGCUGCUUGAGCGUGGUGCCAGUGUUGUCGAAAAUAAUCAUCUGGGCCAGACACCGUUGCACGUGGCCUGUUUCGUUCAAUCGAUACCGUGCGUCGAGCUGCUUUUGAACAGUACCACUGUCGGCGCACCCGGCAUCAACAUCAAUGCUGUGGACAGAGAACACAGGACGCCACUGCAUUUUGCCGUGAUGAGCACCGAUUCGUCCGCCGAGCCGGUGCAGCUACUGCUGAAACGCGGUGCAUUGGUGAAUGCAACUGACCGGGCCGGUUUCACGCCCCUUCACAUCGCCGCGCUGAACGAGCAGUCCCGUUGCGUCGAUGCCCUCAUUUGGGCGGGCGCUGACAUCAGCGCGACCACGUGUGCUGGCUUAUCCGCCUUGAAUAUUAUACUGAAGAAGAUUCCCGAGUCUCUGCAGGUUUUUCGGCAGCGGCUGGACGCCUCCAUCAGGCUGACCCGACCGGCGGCGCACAAUCGCGAAUUCGAGAUGCGAUUCCACUUCGACAUCCUCUUGCCCAGUAACAAUCAGUGCGAGACCAGCUUCAUAAACACUUUCGUACAGGAGCACCGAAAAGACCUGCUGUCGCAUCCGCUGGUUAUGGCCUUCCUGCAUCUUAAAUGGGAAAAGAUCCGUAGGCUCUAUUUGCUUAGAAUAGUCUUCUACGCCAUGAUGGUCAUGUGCAUGACCAUGUACGUGUUGACACACAAGUGUUACAACUACAACGAGGUCAGCAACUCGACAGUAUGUGCCAAAAGAGGCAUCUUCUUCCGCAGAUCGGUCAUCGAAGUCGAGUGGUAUCUCACGCUUGCGUUGAUAUGCAUCACCAUACCGAGAAAGAUAUACGGCUUCAUGGUUUACAAAUCGAUGCUACAGUACUUGUACAAUGUCGACAAUAUUCUGGAUGGCGUGGUGAUAGUAAGCGUGUUCGUCACAUCGUUCAUUUACACCGGGCGUACCUACAUCUGGCAGAAUUACGUCGGCGCGUUCGGCAUACUCUGCGCCUGGAGCAACCUGAUGCUGAUGGUGGGUCAGCUACCAGCCUUCGGUGCUUACGUCGCGAUGUUCACGCAUAUCCAAUUCGAGUUUGCCAAGUUAUUGCUGGCGUACUCGGGACUGUUGAUCGGCUUUACCAUCAGCUUCUGCGUGAUAUUCGCGAACGAGCCUGCGUUCGGCAAUCCUUUUACCGGACUGAUCAAAGUCCUAGCCAUGAUGGCCGGUGAACUGGACUUCGACGGACUUAUCAAUCAGAUGGACGAAAUGUCGUCGACCGAUUCCUACGUCAUUUAUUCACUGUCAUUGUGCUCGCAGAUUCUCUUCACGCUGUUCAUAGUGUUCGUCACUGUGAUUCUGAUGAAUCUGUUAGUCGGCAUCGCCGUGCACGAUAUACAGGGCCUGAGGAAACACGCGGGACUGACGAAAUUAGUGCGACAGACGAAAAUGAUCCUCUUCUCAGAGAUGGUGCUUCAUAAUGCCACGAUUCCGUAUACAUUCCGGAAGUGGUUGUUAGAGCACAAGAUAGAUAUCCAAAAUAAGAAACGAAUGCUCGUGGUGAAACCGCAUAAUCCACUCGAGAAGCGAUUGCCUAAAGAUAUAAUGAAAGCCGCUUAUGAGAUAGCGCAGAAGAACAUCCCCAUCGCGAAUGAAGAUGUAAAUCUGCAGGAUGCCGUUGUUGAUGCUUCGUUGAAACAACGGCAGAACAAAGAGUUUUCCGAUGCUACCUUGCCAAUGGCCAUCGAAAAACUGAUCGUUAUGGUGAAAGUGAACGAAGAUGCUGUUAAAUUGCUAAGAGCACAGAUACUAGACAUGAACAAAAUGCUGCAGACUGUCGUAUCAACGUUGGCGAAAGAAGAGCAUUCGUCAUAAAUGGCAUGACUCGAUAUCGGUAAUAUUUCCAUUAAUGUUUACGGACAUGAGCAACAAGGUGGAUAUCGAGGCCAAAGUUUCUGGUGGAGGGCCUACCGGUCAGUCGGGUGCUGUGCGUUGGGGUAUUGCAUGGGGUUU